Molecule: messenger RNA, 4124 nt
Organism: Lampris incognitus (smalleye Pacific opah)
Lineage: Eukaryota; Metazoa; Chordata; Actinopteri; Lampriformes; Lampridae
Gene: brd8b
Product: bromodomain containing 8b
Exons: 18
Coding region: 40-2337 (765 amino acids)
Cellular component (GO): NuA4 histone acetyltransferase complex
Molecular function (GO): protein binding
Source: RefSeq, a predicted model, not a curated record
CGCUCGCGCGGCCUUGACAACAACACACACAAAAAAAAAAUGGCCAGCGGUAUCGGGAAACACAAGAUACUCAGUGUGGGGCCGACUGAGCCCUGGUCUGUGAGGGAGAAACUUUGCCUGGCCUCCUCUGUUAUGAGGAGUGGUGACCAAAAUUGGGUGUCCGUUAGCAGAGCCAUCAAGCCUUUUUCUGAGCCCGGACGUCCACCUGACUGGUUCUCACAGAAGCACUGCGCCUCUCAAUACUCUGAGCUACUGGAAGCCACAGAAGCCCCAAAGCGGAAGCGCGGUGAGAAGGGGGAGGUGGUAGAGACCAUUGAGGAUGUGAUCGUUCGAAGACUGACUGCCGAGAGGAUAGAGGAGCUAAAGAAACUCCUGCGAGACACGCAAGAGAAGUAUAGGAAGUUAAAGAAAGAGGUGGAUCUGAUUCAGAUGGGUCACAUGGACCCCCAGCUGAAGGAGCUUUGGGCAGAUAUCUUACAGAAGAAGAAGCAGGAUGAGGAGGAAGUGGAACAGAAGAGGAAAACCACAGAAGCAGCUUACCAGGCUCGCCAGGCAGUGAAGAACACUCCGAAGCGGCUCCCGAGUGUCACAGUGCGUUCCCCGAUGGGGGCCAGUCCCCCUGGCCUGGACCUGCAGGCUGACUCCUCUGUGUCCACACCACCCAUGGACACAGGUGGCACCACUUCAGACGACGCCAGCUCCCACCCCGUCGCCCAGGGAGUCGGGGUGUUCCUGCCCGCCGCAGACGCUCCGGGCCUGGGGCCUAAAGACGGAAGCCUGGCUGCUCUGGUGGAUGACUCCCCGCAGAAAAGGCUCCUCACCCAGAAGGCCACGCCACCGCCCUCGCCUCUUUUGUCCGAGUUGCUGAAAAAGGGAAGCCUCAUCUCUGCCAGCCCCCGACUGGUGGCGGAGGGCGACUCGACUACAAGCCUCACCAACGGUGUUCAGAUCGCCACUGUUGCAGCUGCCAUGCCGACAAGUCAAGACGUCGCCAUAGAGGUCGAAGCAGAAGCUGGCGUGAAGGUGGAGCUGAGUGAGGAAACAGGAUUGGUGGAGGAAGACCUGGUGGCUGUGUCUUACAUGGGCGAUGAGCUGGACCUGGAGACUGUAGGAGACAUAAUUGCGAUCAUCGAAGAAAAGGUGGAUGACUCCGUGGAGGCCUUAGAUGCAGCGGCUGUGGAAGCAGCCCUCUCGCUUUGUGAGGAGGGGGUCUCGGAGGGACACUCCCUGCCGGGCCCCUGGGAUUCCCAAGAGCUGAAGACAUCAGAACUGCCUGCACCCACAGCCCAAGAUCUGGACCCGGUGCCAGAGACUCAGGACGUGGCUGUGACGACAGUCCCUACUCCCGCAGACCCGGACACCCCAAACCAACCAGUGAUUAAGAAGGAAGAACAGCUCAAGGGGAUUUGCGAUGGUCCAGAGGCAGCGGGCAGUGACAUCACUUCCUCUGUCGCCUCUGACGAGGGCACGGCAGGAAGCGAAGUCACCGAGGAGGGGGUGGCAGGGAAGGAAGGAGCUGAGGGAACGGUGAAGAGCGAGGGGGAGGAUUGGAGCCAGUCGGAACCCAAUCUGCCCUGUCUAGACUCCGAGGACAGCUUUGUGUCAGGAAAAGAAUCCAAGGAGGUGAAGGAGGAGGAGCCAGGGAGUGAGGGUGACCCAGAAGAAGGAAUGGAGCUGAAGGAAGAGUGUGGAGAGGGAGAGGGGGAGGGUUCCUAUUUGUCGGAGGUGGAGCGGGCAGCCAGUGAGAGUGAAGAUGGCUAUGGCCCUGCCUCCCAGCGCUACACCACAGCCGAUUCACUGGCCAGCAGCCCCGCCUCUUCCUCUCAGUUGUCCACAUGUGGUGAGGACCAAGAGGCUGUGCAGGCCCAGAAGAUCUGGAAGAAAGCCAUCAUGCUGGUGUGGAGAGCCGCAGCCAAUCACAGGUAUGCCAGCGUCUUCCUGCAGCCUGUAUCGGACGACAUUGCCCCCGGUUACCACAGCAUUGUGCACAGGCCCAUGGACCUGUCCGCCAUCAAGAAGAACAUCGAGUCGGGUGUAAUCCGCACCACGGCCGAAUUCCAGCGCGACAUCAUGCUAAUGUUCCAGAAUGCUGUCAUGUACAACUCCUCGGACCACGACGUCUACCACAUGGCACUGGAGAUGCAGCGGGAUGUGCUGGAGCAUGUGCAGCAGUUCUUGGCCACCCAGCUCAUCAUGCAAACCUCGGAGAGUGCCAUCUCCACCAAAAGCCUCCGUGGCAGGGAGGGGGGCCGCAAACCGGGCGAACCAGCUGAGAAGGAUGGCGGCACCAGGGGCCGCCGCAGCGCGAUGGAAGCAGACCUUAAGAUGAAGAAGUAAGACGUGGGCCUUGGCGGCGCGAGACGCCGAGCACAAGACAAAGUGCGGCGUCAGGAUUUGUGGAGCGGAUCGCCUGCUGGCCGCUAUGGUUUGUUUUCUGGUUGGGGACGGUUGUGCCGUGCGCCGGCACGUGCUAUGUAUGUUUCUGUGCACGGGUUCACACGGGCACCCCUGUUUUUCACGUGGGCGUAUGCUCACACGGGUUUCCGCAGGUCCGUUUGAGAGGGUCUCGAGCCUACUUUUCGUCCGUUUUCAUCCGUGUGCGCCACCAUUGCAUUUCACUCGGGGCAGAACAAGUCAGCACGCCAUUAAGCUUUAUUUUUGUCGUCAUUUCUCUCUGAGUUGGAGAGCGAGUGAGAGACUAUAACAUGCAGGGCCGAGUCAUCAGUCAAGAGAGUUAUAAAUCAGACAUUACCAUGUUAAGGUUUCCUUCAUUUUGAGAAAGAUCCCAUUCGUAGGUUUAAGAACACACUCCUGCCGUUUCCAGGAUCACGUACUGGGCCCAGUACUGGUCUGAGUUAGGUUUCUGGUAUCACAUACUGGGCCGAGUUAGGAGUGUCUGAGAAUUUCCUUAACACGACCUGAUGCCACAGGCCAUGCAUAAUGAUUCAGAAAUUAACGACUGCUCUUGAACUAGUACCAUCGAUGCAUCCUGUUUUUUCUUUUGUCAUGCAGGAUGCAGACUAGCCAGAAUAAGUUAUAUUUGUGUAGUGAGUGUUAGAUUGAAGUGCAAAACAAGUUUUGUACCAUGUGCUAAGUUUUUUUUUCUGUUUGGUACAUGUAUCAGCUGAUCUGUUGUACAUUUGUUUAAUAAAAGAUAAUUAUUGAUCCUGUCGGGUUUGCCCUUCAGUCUUCUGAGUUGGAUGUCUCGAAUCACCGGCCAAUUUCCUGAAGGAUCAGUAAACCUCAGAUCACUGCCAGGUCUUGCCGUUCUUUCGGCACGACCGACAUUUAAUAAGGUUUGCCUCCAGUUGUCUUUAAGUGCUACAGCGGUUUCUUGACAAAUAAGCAGAUCUGCAUGCAAGAUUUCCUGCCCGGGGCCUAGGUAGAAGCACUCAAGACCCCACAAUACCAAGUAUGGUAUACAAACUCAACUGCCAAUAUUCAAAGUGAGAGAUCCAUCCAUCCAUUUUCCAAACCACUUACCCUGCUCUCAGGGUCACGGGGACGCUGGAGCCUAUCCCAGCAGUCUCUAGGCGGCAGGCGGGGAGACACCCUGGACAGGCCACCUGACUAUCACACACAUUCAUACCUAGGGACAAUUGAGUAUGGCCGAUUCACCUGAUCUAUAUGUCCUUUGGACUGUGGGAGGAAACCCACGCAGACACGGGGAGAACAUGCAAACUCCACACAGAGGACAACGCCCUAAGGUUGGACUACUCCGGGGCUCGAACCCAGGAUGUUCUUACUGCGAGGCGACCGCGCUAACCACUGAGCCACCGUACCGCGCGAGUGAGUAAAUUAUUCAAACUAGAGAUGCAAGCACAGUCCCAACAAAUUAAUUUUAUGCAAAACUUUUAUUCACCGUUAUAAAUAACAAUCGCAGCAUCGUUUAGGUAGAGAAGACCCGCUCACUCUAUUCCCAGUAGUUUUUCCUUAUCUUCCACGUUCAACAAUGGAUUUUUGUGCAAAAUGCUGUGGUCACGUUCAUUAGUGUUUAGGGAAACUUUUGGCGUCAACAUUGUGCAAAAAAAAAAAAAAGGCUUUUACCAAAGUUGCAGUCAUACAAAAAAUAAAUAUAUAAAUAUAAACAGUUUUGCAGUGCAUGUCAGAUGAAUCCUGAUAUA